AUGGCACCGGUAUUGGAAUCUUGUUGGUCUCCAUGCAUUUGGUCAUCAAACACGAAGGUUGGAAGUCGGGCAGUUGCCGUAUACACAGCUGCCAUGAGCUUGAUUCUUAUAACGUUCAUUGUGUAUCAAAUGAAUGGCGGUGACUCUACUCAGUUAUGGAACCCCUUGUUUGAGGCUGACGUGAGAGGAUCUCUCCAAAUCUUUGGAGUCAUAUUUAUUGUUAUAUUCAUACUGAUGAUUAUUUUCUCCGUGCUAAUGGUAGUUGGUAUAAAUAUCUGGAUGAGAGGAUUCAUACUCCCAUGGCUGGUGUUGAUGGGUCUCAUUAUUAUUUUCCAACUGAUCUUUGGAUUGUGGCUCUUUGGAGGAUACUACAUUUAUUUGGAUGCAACAUUUGCUGCCUUUAUAGACCUGUUAUGGAUGGCGUACAAUAUACAUUGCUGGCUCUGCGUGUUCUCACAGUACCAGAUAAUACUGGAGAUGCAGUCACCAAACAUAGAAAUAUUAAUGGAAUACUGA
Messenger RNA from Arctia plantaginis, 516 nucleotides. NCBI's taxonomy places the organism in Eukaryota, Metazoa, Arthropoda, Insecta, Lepidoptera, Erebidae. The record is from the annotation of a GenBank genome assembly.